CUUCGAUGCCUUCCCAAUCCCACCCAAAUAUACUCUAUCGAGUUCUAUCCGAUACCGCGAGCAAUGGAGAGCCUCUUCACCGGCUUCCUCCCUCGAGCUUGGACCAUCUCCACCAACCGUGGAGUUCUGCCUUCGAAUUACUUCGGCAGGACGAGGAACAAUGAAGCGAUUAUCCGCAUGCCUCGGAGGAGAGCCACACUGCCUGGAAUCUUUUGCAUGGCUGAACCGUAUCUGAUAGCAAAGUUGGAUUCUGCCGAGAAAACUUGGAAAGAGUUGUCGGCCAAACUUGCAGAUCCUGAUGUUGUUUCAAAUCAUACAGAGUAUCAGAAGCUUGCACAAUCGGUGGCAGAACUUGAUGAGGUGGUGGUGAACUACAGGAAGUUCAAAGAAUGCAGGAGACUACUAGACGAAACAAAAGCUCUAACAGAGGAUGAGAGUGAUCCAGAUAUGGAUGAAUUGGUUGCUCAUGAGAUGGAAAUGUUAUCUAAUCAGCUUAAAGAUCUUGGGGAUAAGUUGAAGGUGUUAUUACUUCCUAGUGAUCCAAUGGAUGCUCGCAACAUCUUACUUGAAGUAAGGGCAGGUACCGGUGGUGACGAGGCGGGAAUAUGGGCAGGUGAUCUUGUACGCAUGUACCAAAAAUAUUGUGAGCGAAGUUCUCUAAAAUAUUCUUCAAUUUCUAGUUCAGAGGCUGAAAAGGGUGGAUAUAAGACUUAUGUGAUGGAAGUUAAGGGAAAUUAUGUAUAUAGCAAAUUGAAGUAUGAGUCAGGUGUUCACCGUGUCCAACGUGUGCCUCAAACCGAAGCUCAAGGUCGUGUCCAUACAUCAACUGCGACUGUUGCAAUAAUGCCAGAGGCAGAUGAAGUUGAAGUAGUAAUUGAUCCAAAAGACAUUGAACUAACAACAGCAAGAUCUGGAGGAGCUGGAGGGCAGAAUGUAAACAAAGUGGAAACAGCUGUUGAUCUUUUCCAUAAGCCUACAGGAAUACGGAUCUUCUGUACCGAGGAAAGAACUCAGCUUCGCAACAAAGACCGUGCAUUUCAAUUACUGAGAGCAAAGCUUUAUGAAAUGAAAGCAAGCGAGCAACAAGAGUCACUAAGGAACCAGAGGAAGUCACAGGUGGGGACUGGUGCCCGUUCAGAGAAAAUAAGGACAUACAAUUACAAGGAUAACCGAGUUACUGACCACCGAUUGAAGAUGAACUAUGAGCUAACUUCCUUCCUCUCCGGUGAUAUUGAGGCUGCUAUUCAGGCUUGUGCAGCCAUGGAGCAAAAGGAACUGUUGGAAGAAAUGGCUGAGUCUGUUGCUGCAUCUGGCGCUUGAUCAACCACAUCUACCCAUUAUAACUCACUCGAGGGCGUAGUGUUUUUGCAGGAUGCUCAAAUCAAGACGGAGGUAUAUCUAAUUGUGGGGAGCUUUAUCUUAUUGAUUGAAAUUUUAAAGAGUUGAUCUCACUUAUUAAUUACUAGUUGUAGUUGGUGCUUAUUAUUUUUAACUAUUAACUGAAAUCAAUUAUAGAUUGUUGGAUGAUCUUACUUUCUUUAUUAUAGUUAGACUAACUAUGUGACUUUGAUGUUGAUGAUUGUUUAAAAUGAAUUGGUUAUAAUUGAUGACUUUGUCUUGAAUUUA
Molecule: messenger RNA, 1626 nt
Organism: Zingiber officinale
Lineage: Eukaryota; Viridiplantae; Streptophyta; Magnoliopsida; Zingiberales; Zingiberaceae
Product: peptide chain release factor APG3, chloroplastic
Exons: 16
Coding region: 64-1320 (418 amino acids)
Biological process (GO): thylakoid membrane organization; chloroplast organization; translational termination
Cellular component (GO): chloroplast
Molecular function (GO): translation release factor activity, codon specific
Source: RefSeq, a predicted model, not a curated record